Molecule: messenger RNA, 1785 nt
Organism: Malaya genurostris
Lineage: Eukaryota; Metazoa; Arthropoda; Insecta; Diptera; Culicidae
Exons: 2
Coding region: 1-1785 (594 amino acids)
Source: RefSeq, a predicted model, not a curated record
AUGGCCGUAGAUCCACAAUUGCGCCGGCUCAUGCUGCGUCGUACAGCUUUAAUAUCCGCGCUAGAUCGAGCAGGACAGUUUUUGGCUGCAUAUCAGGAAGACCGGGAUAGGCUCGAGGUGGCGUUACGUAUUGAAAAUCUUGACACCAUUUGGCGGGAGCUGGAUGACAUUCAGUCUGACUUGGAGUGCACCGAAGAGACGAACGAGGGUAUGUCGUUGAAUCAAGAAAUUCGUUCCAAAUAUGAAAGUGACUAUUUUAAAAUAAAGGCCGGCAUGCUCUCAAAGUUGCCUCCUACUAUUCCUUCUACCAGUAUUUCUCAUCCCUCUUCCCCUACGGUUUCCUCCAGUCUCAAGGGUCUAAAACUUCCAACAAUUUCUUUACCGGAGGUCGAUGGUGACUUUAAAGAAUGGUUAACAUUCCAUGACACGUACCUAGCGCUAAUCCAUUCUAAUCAGGACGUACCAGCAAUCCAAAAAUUCCACUAUCUUAAAUCCGCUUUUACCGGUGAGGCCGCACAGAUGAUUGAAUCAUUUACAAUUAGUGCUGCAAAUUAUCCUUUGGCUUGGCAAGCGUUAAUAUCCAGAUAUGCGAAUGAGUACCUCCUGAAAAAAAGACAUAUGCAGGCAUUGCUGGAAAUUCAGCGUGUGAAGAAGGAGACAACAGCCGCUCUUCACGGGAUCGUCGACAAUUUCGAGCGACAUACUAAAAUUUUACGACAGCUCGGAGAACCAGUGGACGCAUGGAGCACGAUGUUGGAGCAUUUGCUGUGUGUCCGUCUUCCUGAUGAUUCUCCCAAGGCGUGGGAGGAUCAUGCGUCUACAAUCGAAAAUCCAUCAUAUCAGGCCCUGAUUGAAUUCCUGCAUCGUCGAAUCCGUGUUUUGGAAUCCAUUUGCGUCAACCACGCUCAACCGUUACAGCAGUACGCUACAUCCUCACAUGUGUCGGCUCAUAAAUUAUCCAAUGUAAAAUCAUCAAACAAAUGUUAUGCUUGUGAGCAGCGUCAUCCGAACUGUCAGUCGAAAUACACCUGUCGAUUUUGCACGAAACGUCAUCAUUCGCAACUGCAUUCAGGUUUCGGAGAAAAUCCUGACCCGUCUAAUCGCAACUCAUCCAGCUUAGGUAAGCUAUCUUGUAUGACGACUAAUGUUAAUUUGGCAACGUCGUCGAAAUCUUCGUCAUCACCAAUCCUUUCUGCGGCCAUAUCCCUCCAAGCGGCUGAUAUCAAUUGUAGUUUACCCGUACAAAAGAUCCAGAAGAAUGUUUUUAUGCUGACGACGGUCGUUUCAGUCGUUGAUCGCUAUGGUCCAAAUCAUUUGGCGCGUGCUCUUCUAGAUUGUGCAUCCCAACCAAAUUUAGUUUCCGAGCGAAUGGCUCAGCUGCUGCGGUUAAAACGUACAAAGGCAAAUGUUUUGAUCCAAGGAAUCGGAGGACAGCCACAAAACGAAAAAGAAUUGGUGAACAUCAAGGUCCAUUCACGAGAGGAAGAGUUUUCGCUAGAUGUAGAAUUUUUGAUUCUUCCGAAGGUUACUCCUGAGAUUCCUGCACGAAAUGUCUCCAUUGAUCACUGGAAGCUUCCUCCGAAUAUUUUCCUCGCUGAUCCACAAUUCCAUAGCUGUGCACCGAUCGACAUGAUUCUCGGAAUUGAGCAUUUCUUCUCGUUCUUCAAAACGGCAAAAAGAAUCAACCUACACGAAUCUCGUUCUAUGCUGAUUGAUAGCGUCUUUGGAUGGCUAGUAUCCGGUUCGAACAGUAUCAUUACUCCAGCAGAACAAAAUCAUUUGUGA